AUGGAAACCAAGCCCAAGCUCUGCCACUUUCAGGGCAGAGGCAGGAUGGAGUCCGUCCGCUGGCUGCUGGCUGCGGCGGGAGUGGACUUUGAAGAAGAAUUUCUGGAGACAAGAGAACAAUAUGAGAAGUUGCAAAAGGAUGGGCGCCUGCUUUUUGAUCAAGUCCCUUUGGUUGAAAUUGAUGGAAUGCCGCUGACACAGUCUAGAGCCAUCCUCAGCUACCUCGCUGCCAAGUACAACUUGUGUGGGAAGGACCUGAAGGAGAGACUCAGGAUUGACAUGUAUACUGAUGGCACCCUGGACCUGAUGAUAAUGAUCGCCCAGGCUGCAUUUAAACCCCCGAAGGAAAAAGAGGAGAGCUAUGCUUUAAUAGUGAAGAAAGCUAAAACCCGUUACCUCCCUGUCUUUGAAAAGAUUUUGAAAGAUCACAGGGAGGAUUUUCUUUUUGGCAACCGGUUCAGUUGGGCAGACAUACAGCUGUUAGAAGCCAUUUUAAUGGUGGAGGAGCUCAGCGCUUCCAUUCUGUCUGACUUCCCUCUGCUGCAGGCAUUUAAGACAAGAAUCAGCAACAUUCCUACAAUUCAGAAGUUUCUGCAACCUGGGGGUCAGAGGAAGCCACCUCCAGAUGUCCACUAUGUUGAGGUGGUCAGGAACGUUCUGAAGUUCUAGUGGCAGCAGGCCUUAAGGUGGCCACAGCGAGUAUCCAAUUGCAGCGUCACCGUAGUCCAGCUACAGAGCAUUCCGAAGCAAGGUAUAGAUCCCAGGAGGCUUCGAGAAGGAA
Chionomys nivalis (European snow vole) is the source of this 781-nucleotide messenger RNA. Its product is annotated as glutathione S-transferase A4-like. Bases 1 to 669 code for a protein of 222 amino acids. The record is from RefSeq and is a predicted model, not a curated record. Gene Ontology annotation, biological process: glutathione metabolic process; xenobiotic metabolic process. NCBI's taxonomy places the organism in Eukaryota, Metazoa, Chordata, Mammalia, Rodentia, Cricetidae. Gene Ontology annotation, molecular function: glutathione transferase activity. The transcript has a single exon.